Molecule: messenger RNA, 1128 nt
Organism: Psilocybe cubensis
Lineage: Eukaryota; Fungi; Basidiomycota; Agaricomycetes; Agaricales; Agrocybaceae
Exons: 14
Coding region: 1-1128 (375 amino acids)
Biological process (GO): isocitrate metabolic process; tricarboxylic acid cycle
Cellular component (GO): mitochondrion
Molecular function (GO): magnesium ion binding; isocitrate dehydrogenase (NAD+) activity; NAD binding
Source: RefSeq, a predicted model, not a curated record
AUGCUGGGUUCUCGCUCUUUCUCUGCUGUCAAGCAAGGUUCUUUGAAGAACCUCAACUUCGUUCGCUCUUAUGCGUCAGCUCCACCAACUGCCGCCUUUGCUGGUCAAAAGGGCAACAACGGGAAGUACACUGUAACCCUCAUUCCGGGAGAUGGUAUUGGCCCAGAAAUUAGUGAAUCCAUCAAGAAUAUCUAUACUGCGGCUCAGGUACCUAUUCAAUGGGAAGAAGUCAGCGUUACGCCUAUCCUCAAGGGUGGAAAAACUGUCAUUCCGGAUAGUGCUAUCCAAUCCGUAAAAAAGAACACCGUCGCUCUUAAAGGACCUCUUGCAACUCCCAUUGGCAAAGGCCAUGUUUCGUUGAAUUUAACAUUGCGACGAACUUUCAAUUUGUUUGCCAAUGUCCGUCCUUGCGCAUCCAUCCAGGGCUUCAAGACUCCUUACGACGACGUGAAUACCGUUCUCAUCCGUGAAAACACUGAGGGAGAGUACUCCGGUAUUGAGCAUGAGAUCGUGGAUGGUGUGGUGCAAUCUAUCAAGCUUAUCACAUGGGAUGCUUCAGAGCGGGUCGCUCGCUAUGCUUUCAAUUACGCUCAGACUAGCGGACGACUACGUGUCACUGCCGUUCAUAAGGCCAACAUCAUGAAAAUGUCCGAUGGCAUGUUCUUGUCUGCAUGCCGCGAAGUGUCGAAAGAAUUCCCAGAUGUUGCUUACGAUGAGGAUCUUCUGGACCGCGUUUGCCUCCAGGUUGUCACGAAUCCUAAGCCCUACUCUGAUCGUGUCAUGGUUAUGCCCAAUCUUUACGGUGACAUCUUGUCCGAUAUGUGCGCUGGAUUGAUUGGAGGGCUUGGUCUCACACCCUCGGGCAACAUUGGACGGGAUGCUUCUAUCUUUGAGGCCGUUCAUGGUUCAGCGCCUGAUAUUGCCGGCAAAGGAUUGGCUAACCCGACUGCGCUGUUGUUGUCAUCCAUCAUGAUGUUAAGACACAUGAGGUUGUAUGACUACGCGGACAAGAUAGAAAAGGCCGCUCUUACGACCAUUGCUGAGGGGAAGAGUAUCACUGGCGAUUUAGGUGGCAAGGCAACAACCAAGGAGUAUACUGAUGCCAUCAUCCAGAAACUCAGAGCUUAA